This is a messenger RNA of Triplophysa dalaica, 3871 nucleotides long. It is a transcript of the gene cfap20dc, whose product is annotated as CFAP20 domain containing. The record is from RefSeq and is a predicted model, not a curated record. The transcript is spliced from 21 exons. Bases 309 to 2795 code for a protein of 828 amino acids. NCBI's taxonomy places the organism in Eukaryota, Metazoa, Chordata, Actinopteri, Cypriniformes, Nemacheilidae.
UUUGCGGUUGCAGCUAUGGCUUACGGGCUAACAAACUGAUCCUUUUAAUUAAUAAAGAGGGUUUACAACUGACAAAAAACGAACAGCCUCGACAAGUCAUGAUUUAUACGUUGUUUUUCGUUAUUCUGAGGGAAAUUUAAAACUGUAAUUCUGUUCGUCUGUUAUAUAGCUAGCGUCAUGAAAACAACUGUCAACAGUGCCGAUUGUCACUGUGUUACUGAUGCUGCUGUUAUUCGUCAUUUUUCGCCUUUGUGAAAACGACACAAAAAGAAGAAAACGUGAUUUUAACCCGUGAGACGUUUGGAAGCAUGUUCAGAAACGAUUAUCAGGGUGGACCCAUUGUUGAUAUCUUCAGUGCUCAAGGAAAGGAUCCUGUUGCUAAAUGGAAACUAUUUGGCAGGAAACCUUCAAUAACCAAAUUGUUUGACAAAGAAGUAAAGGGUUUUGUAUACAGUCUUGAUGGGAGCAGUCAAACACACAAGAUGCAGUUACCAAAAGAUGGCAAGAUGGCACUUGGAUUGAUUCAAAGGUUCCUUAUUCUACAGGUCAAUGUUCCGUUGGGAAAAGACUUCUCUACUGAAUUUCUAGUGACAGAUGAAGAACAUCUCAAGAGAAGACUCUACUUGUCUACUGUACACAGAGAACUCUCAACGACCCCUCUGCAUGCGAGAAUACCUCUAACCUGCCUGAGACACAAUAUUUGGUGUAAUCUGUGUAUUGAUCUGGACUCGCUCUCCGCUGAGAUAUUCAGAGGGACGCGCUUCCUGUCUUUGGAUGGGAUCGUCAUCUCCGCCUGCUGUAAGCUUCGCCGCAUCUUCACGAUGAAAAAUGAACCUGAGGACUCCAUGGAUAGAGAAGAGAUUCCCAGAAGUUGCCAGUUUCCCGGUGAAGUCCAGCAUAUUAUCCAACUGGUGAACAUGAAAACAUUGGGACAUAUUGAUCUGAAACCUGCAUACAUAGAUUCCGAGGAGACAGGCGCUGUCAAGGCAACCAUAACACGGGGUCCAACACCCCGGGACUCCUCCCAUAUUGCGUUCGGGUCAAAGGUCAUUGGACCUCCUCCGCUCACUGCGAGGAAGAGCAACACACCUGCAAACAAGAAAGCAGACGGAUCGAAGUCUGAACUGAGCCUCAACAUAUCAGCAGAUAAAUGCACAAAUGAAAAUAUACAACCCCGACCACCACAGGAAAAGCUAUCAGCCGAGAGAACAAGCUCCAGCAGAGCACAGCGAAUUCCCAAUGUAGGGAGAGAAAAAUUUAAAAAAGAUAAAGAAGAUGGCAAAAUUAGCUUAAACCAAGAGGGACUUGAGCUUCAAGGAAAACUUACAGGAUCCACACUUCAAACCCUGCGCUUAGAUUCAACAGCGGAGGCUAAAUUAACUGAUCCGGAUCUGCGGGACAGUGUUUCUACUACGGAUACAACUGGGUCAGUUCUCCAGUUUCCGUGUGCUUCUCCACUUCCUGCGUGUGCACUGAGUACAGAUGAUGCUGACCUUUGUGACACAGAAACUGAGCUUUCUCUCACCGAUGAGGAAUAUGAAGAGGAAGUCUUCACUUUCUCCUCAUGCCCUCACUCAGCUAGACGGAAUCAGGCUAGCAGCAACCCUGUUGAGGAUCUGAUCUUUGGCCUUAAAGGUCACCAGCCGGUGUCAGGAGGAGAACGCAAAGAUGCGCGCCUUGAGGAUGAUUUUGUCGGCAGUGAGAGUGAGGAGGAUGAAAUGCAUAUCGAGUUCCUCAUCCGUAGACAUGCAGUCCAUUCUGUUACUGCUCCAUCAUCACCUCCCAUACAAAAGCACACAUUCCUACCCAAGUUUUUGCCUGAGCCGGUUACGACCUCAACACGACGUGUCUCUGAGGGCCCUAGAAGAACUGAAGCUGUGCGUAUAGCACCAACCCGUUGCCUCUCACCCAGCACCUCUAGAUACACGAACAGACCGGACCACUCCAGAGCUGGUAGAACAUUGCCUGAUGGAGACACGAGUAUAUCUAUUAAGAGAGCAUCUGUUCGUGAGAUUUCAGUUGAGAAUUCUGGGCUUCAAAUGGUGAGCGUCGAUCAGAGGGUUCGACCUUUGGGCUCCAGCAGGUGUGAUCUGAGAAGAAGUGAAAAGAGCGAAGAGGAGGAGGAGGAAGAUGAGCUGCGAAUGUUGGCCACUUUGAAGAGAGAACAGGAGGAGGAGCAAAACAGCGACAGGGGCGGUCCAGGUCUUACUGCAUCACAGGUUCAUCACUGUAACAUCAGUCUGAGUGCCAGCAGUGAUGACACCUCAACCUGGACUCAGUGUAUUCCGCUGCCAGUUGAACAGGGUCAACACUACCAGAAAGAAAUGACGCCUCUUCUUCACUCCAAUCCAAGAGAAUGGAUGGAUGUCAUUAGCCCUCCGAUUGUUCAUCCAAAUCAGCAGAUGGCAGGUGGCAAAGGAGACCACAGCAAGGUGUCAACAAGAGGGUCUAAGUUACACAACAACAAUGGAGAGGAAGAGUUUCUCAAUUUGAUUGUUCUUGAAGAGUUAGCCAUCGCCUUACCGUCAUCAGGACACAGCGAAUCUAGACAAUCGCGAUCUUCAGAGAAGCCAUCAACCGAUCAACAGGCAGUAAGACUUCAUCCUGGAGUGAUAGCAUCUGUUGUAUUCGUUGUAGUAGCUGCAGUCGUCGCUGCUGUCUUUAUCGUUAGGAGAUACUGCUGUACGCAGAGUGAUGCAACAUAUCGGUACUCAGAGCUGCGUCAUCAAGAAGAGCAAAAUGCAGCCACUGCCGCAGAGGAGGAUAGUGACUCAGAUGAGGAUCUUUUGGAAUGAAUCAGCACACAAUGUAUUCCUCAAGUUUCUCUUUCCUUUAAACUGUGACACUUUAGGGCCAUAAGCAGCAUAUGGGAUCAGGCCAUUUACAAACCAAAGGAGCUAAUGAAAUAUUUAUCAUUGUUCCACCAUUUUUCAGUUAAAUUUAGCUGGUUUAAUGGGGCAGAAGUCUUAAGUUUCUCACCAUUUACACAUUUAGAGAACAUAGGAAGCAAAUUUUAAAAUAAGCAUUUGUAAACAAAUAUGGUUCUGUGUGUUGUUUUGAAGGAUUUUUUGAGUCACUGUAUAUAUACGAUUUUCCUUCUUGAUUCCAAUAUUUAAAUAUUUUCCUUGAAUUUAUGGUUUAUAUGUGAAAAACCUUUUAAGAAGUACAUUAUAUAGGUUAUAAAGUAAAUAUUUGUUUGCAGAAAAUAUAAAGUUACUUGGAUGUAGUUUUUAUACACUCCUUGCAGAAGGAAGUCUGCAAUUUCUUCUAUGCAAGAUACUUCGUACCAAAGUCUUUAAGCCUUUUGAAAUGUUCUUCCUAUUUAUUUAUUGUGCGUGCGUGAGUGCGUGCGUGUGUGCGCGUGUGUGUGUGUGUGUGCGUGUGUGUAUGUGUGUGUGUGCGUUGGCACAUCUUUGCCUGCUGACCUUGUAGGAACAUCUCAGGGUUGUCCCACUGGAUAUUGUAUUAAGUGCCACUGAGACCAGAAGCACAAUCUGAAUAUUCCUUUGGUGCAGACUAGUCCGACCAACUAUACCCUGUACCAUCUGUUUAGGUUGCAUACAACUUGUGUCUUACUGAAAUACGUUACUGAACUCUGUAGCGUAUGUAAUAAUCUGUUAAAGUGAGAAAGGUCAGUCGGCGUAUAAUUCUCAAUUUUAAACCUGGUGUUCACCAUUGGCUGUGUUUGACAGUGAUGACAAAGCAACCUUACACGAGAGCCUUUCGUGUGUUUCUAUUGAACUCAUAAGUAUUUUUAAUGUCAACUGAAAUCUAUCUUGCUAUUUUCGUAUUGAGUAACAAAGGAUGUGCAUGUGAACGUUGAAUAAAAUGUUUGUUUUAAUGAGCAGAAAUAAAAGAGUAUGUGUUUAUA